CUCUCUCUCUCCUGUGUGAUCCCUCAUAAGCUGGUGCUAGUGUUAGGAGACCUUCACAUUCCACAUCGGUGCAACAGCCUCCCAGCUAAGUUCAAAAAACUGCUGGUUCCAGGAAAGAUCCAACACAUCCUCUGCACUGGAAACCUCUGCACCAAGGAGACCUAUGAUUACCUCAAAACCUUGGCUGGGGAUGUUCACGUUGUUAGAGGGGAUUUUGAUGAGAACCUGAAUUAUCCAGAGCAGAAAGUUGUAACUGUUGGGCAGUUCAAAAUUGGGCUGAUCCACGGCCAUCAGGUUAUUCCAUGGGGUGAUGUGGCCAGUCUGGCAUUGCUACAAAGGCAGUUUGAUGUGGACAUUUUAAUUUCAGGGCAUACACACAAGUUUGAGGCAUUUGAGCAUGAAAACAAGUUCUAUAUCAACCCAGGCUCAGCUACAGGAGCUUAUCAUGCCUUGGAGAACAACAUCAUUCCUUCCUUUGUGCUGAUGGACAUCCAAGCUUCCACAGUAGUAACCUAUGUGUAUCAGCUAAUUGGAGAUGAUGUGAAAGUAGAAAGGAUCGAGUACAAAAAAUCCUAGGACAGCUUCACGUGGCUGGUGCCUCUUACCAACUCAUUCCAGAGCUGCAGACUACUUGCAAUAUUUGAUUGCUAGUUUAUAGUAUUAAAACACUCACUUGCUAAGUACUUAUAACAAUGUAACUAGCUUAGAGUAGCUUUCAAAUAAUGACACUUGAGUAAUUUGCUCUGUAUGGUUAAUUUCUUAAAAUAUUCUGCUAAGUAGCUAAGUGCACAAUGCUAUGGGAAAUGUGCUUGAGUUUGUUAAAAAACAGCCCUUAAUGUAAUAAAAUUGUUUUCCUUCAUUUUUUUUUUUGUACAAAGCCUAAUUUUGAAUGAAAAAUCAUUAG
Messenger RNA from Gavialis gangeticus (Gharial), 904 nucleotides. RefSeq names its product VPS29, retromer complex component (gene VPS29). Gene Ontology annotation, cellular component: retromer complex; endosome. Lineage: Eukaryota; Metazoa; Chordata; Crocodylia; Gavialidae. The annotation marks the transcript as partial. Gene Ontology annotation, biological process: intracellular protein transport; retrograde transport, endosome to Golgi. The record is from RefSeq and is a predicted model, not a curated record. The transcript is spliced from 3 exons.